Molecule: messenger RNA, 5257 nt
Organism: Lipotes vexillifer (Yangtze River dolphin)
Lineage: Eukaryota; Metazoa; Chordata; Mammalia; Artiodactyla; Lipotidae
Product: E3 ubiquitin-protein ligase UBR3-like
Exons: 21
Biological process (GO): ubiquitin-dependent protein catabolic process via the N-end rule pathway; protein ubiquitination
Cellular component (GO): ubiquitin ligase complex; cytoplasm
Molecular function (GO): ubiquitin protein ligase activity
Source: RefSeq, a predicted model, not a curated record
GUCCAUUGUCAGUUGCUUCAUUUGAAAAUAUUUUCUCCCAUUCUGAGGAUUUUGAUGGAUCAUCAAAAUCUGUCAGAACAUGUACUCUGCAUGGUUUUAUAUCUGAUUGAAUUAGGACUUGAAAAUUCAGCUGAAGAGGAAUCAGAUGAAGAGGCAUCAGUAGGUGGACCAGAACGUUGUCAUGACAGUUGGUUUCCUGGUAGUAACUUAGUAUCAAACAUGCGACACUUUAUAAAUUAUGUUAGAGUGAGAGUUCCAGAGACUGCUCCUGAAGUGAAGAGAGACUCACCUGCAAGUACCAGCUCUGAUAGCUUGGGUUCUUUACAAAGUUCACGUCGGCCUAAAGUUCUUCAAAGAGAGAAUUCUGGUACAGCUCAAGUUUUCAGCUUAGUAGCAGAGCGUAGAAAGAAGUUUCAGGAGAUCAUCAAUCGCAAUAGCAGUGAAGCAAAUCAGGUGGUUCGUCCUAAAACUUCAAAUAAAUGGUCUGCACCUGGUUCAGCUCCACAGUUAACUACAGCCAUUUUGGAAAUUAAAGAAAGCAUAUUGUCUUUGUUAAUUAAACUUCACCACAAACUCUCAGGAAAACAAAACUCCUACUAUCCUCCCUGGCUUGAUGACAUAGAAAUUUUAAUCCAACCAGAUAUACCUAAAUAUAGUCAUGGAGAUGGUAUAACUGCAGUAGAAAGAAUUUUACUAAAAGCUGCAUUGCAAAGCAGAAUGAACAAACGCAUCAUUGAAGAGAUAUGUAGAAAAGUGACCCCUCCUGUACCACCCAAAAAGAUCACUGCUGCAGAGAAGAAAACACUGGACAAAGAAGAAAGACGACAAAAGGCCAGAGAAAGGCAGCAGAAAUUGCUUGCAGAAUUUGCUUCACGACAGAAAAGCUUCAUGGAAACUGCAAUGGAUGUUGAUUCUCCAGAGAGUGAUAUUCCUAUGGAGAUCACCACAGCAGAACCACAAGUUUCUGAGGCAGUGUAUGAUUGUGUUAUUUGUGGACAGAGUGGCCCCUCCUCUGAAGACAGACCUACAGGAUUGGUUGUACUGUUACAAGCAUCCUCAGUUUUGGGGCAGUGCCGUGACAACAUUGAGCCAAAAAAGUUGCCUAUCACUGAAGAGGAGCAGAUUUACCCUUGGGAUACAUGUGCAGCAGUUCAUGACGUGAGGCUCUCAUUAUUACAGCGUUAUUUUAAGGAUAGUUCUUGUCUCUUGGCAGUAUCAAUUGGCUGGGAAGGAGGUGUUUAUGUACAAACCUGUGGCCACACGUUACAUAUAGAUUGUCAUAAAUCUUAUAUGGAAUCAUUACGGAAUGACCAGGUUCUUCAGGGCUUCUCAGUGGACAAAGGAGAAUUCACAUGUCCUCUCUGCAGGCAGUUUGCUAACAGUGUUCUUCCUUGUUAUCCUGGAAGCAUUGUUGAAAACAACCUUUGGCAACGUCCUAGUAACAAAAGCAUACAAGAUCUCAUAAAGGAAGUGGAGGAGCUGCAGGGACGUCCGGGAGCUUUCCCAUCAGAAACCAACUUAAGUAAAGAAAUGGAAUCUGUAAUGAAAGAUAUCAAAAAUACCACUCAGAAGAAAUACAGAGACUAUAGCAAGACUCCAGGCUCACCAGAUAAUGAUUUUCUCUUUAUGUAUUCUGUUGCUAGAACCAAUUUGGAACUUGAAUUAAUUCAUCGAGGAGGGAAUUUAUGUUCAGGUGGCGCAAGCACAGCUGGUAAAAGGUCUUGUUUAAAUCAACUGUUUCAUGUAUUAGCCUUGCACAUGCGGCUUUACAGCAUUGAUUCUGAGUAUAAUCCUUGGAGAAAGCUCACACAGUUACUAGAAGAGAUGAAUUCACAGCUGGGAAAUGAGGAGCAACAGCCUGAAGUUCCAAUUCUUUAUCAUGAUGUUACAUCCCUUUUGCUUAUCCAGAUCUUAAUGAUGCCACAACCCUUACACAAAGACCAUUUCACCUGCAUUGUGAAGGUGCUUUUUACCCUAUUGUACACGCAAGGUCUUGUGGCACUUUCAGUUAAAUGCAAUGAGGAAGAUAGGUCAGCCUGGAAACACACGGGAGCUCUCAAAAAGAAUACAUGUGAUGCAGAGAAGUCUUAUGAAGUCUUAUUGAGCUUUGUGAUAAGGGAACUAUCUAAAGGAAAGUUAUACCAUGAAGAAGGAACGCAGGAGUGUGCAACGAUUAGCCCUAUUGCUUGGUCUCCUGAAUCCACGGAAAAAUACUUACAGGACUUCUGCUUACAUUUCCUCAGAAUCACCAGCCUUCUUCAGCACCACCUUUUUGGGGAAGAUUUACCUAGCUGCCAGGAAGAAGAAGAGUUUUCAGUUCUUUCCAGCUGCCUGGGACUUCUGCCAACAUUUUACCAAACAGAACAUCCAUUCAUCAGUGCCUCCUGUCUGGAUUGGCCAGUUCCAGCAUUUGAUAUUCUAUCUCAGUGGUGUUUUGAGAUAAAUUCAUUUACUGAAAGACAUGCCGAACAAGGAAAGGCCUUGCUUAUCCAAGAGUCAAGAUGGAAAUUGCCACACCUACUACAGUUGCCUGAAAAUUAUAACACCAUUUUCCAGUACUACCACAGAAAAACCUGUAGUGUCUGCACCAAGGUUCCUAAAGAUCCUGCCGUUUGCCUUGUUUGUGGUACUUUUGUAUGCCUGAAAGGACUUUGCUGCAAGCAACAAAGUUACUGUGAAUGUGUAUUGCAUUCUCAGAACUGUGGCGCUGGAACAGGGAUUUUCCUUUUGAUCAAUGCAUCAGUGAUUAUCAUCAUUCGAGGGCACCGCUUCUGUCUCUGGGGUUCUGUGUAUUUGGAUGCUCAUGGAGAGGAAGACCGAGAUCUUAGGCGAGGCAAGCCUCUCUACAUUUGUAAAGAAAGAUACAAAGUUCUUGAACAACAGUGGAUUUCUCAUACUUUUGAUCACAUCAAUAAAAGAUGGGGUCCACAUUACAAUGGGCUGUGACUCACCACCUUAGCAUUGCAUUAUAUCAUUUUCAUUAAGAAUUUAUCAACAAUAAGCUUUAACUUAAUUUGGGGGAUUAACGCUUUUGCUGAGGGAAAGAAAGAAAACAUACAGUAUAAAGCCUUUCCAAAAUUAGGUGCUUGGUAAUCACAUUAAUGGUAUAAUAAUUUUUUUUUAAGUAUAUGGAGAGCAUAACAAGUAAGAAGUUAAACCAUUCUUUAGUGGUCCUUUUUUUGUUUAAGUCCACAAUUAAUAAGAAGCACAACUUGUUGACAAAAUCAUUUAAAAAUGAUUCUCCCAACAAUGCAUAUCUGCUAUUUGUUGAUAUUUAGAGUGGGUGUGAUUUAUUUAAAGUUUUACUGCUUCUUUAUAUCUGUGUAUUUUAAUUUGCAUCUGCUAAACGUAAUGCAUCCUUUCCCUCUGCCAUUCUUGUGUUGAUUUGAGAUUUUUGCUGUAUGUAAUUAGAAAAAAAUGUAAAACAUGAUUUAUGUGAAAUACUGUAUAGUAAAAUUUGGUCUAAUAGUAGAACUUUACAUUUUUUUCUUAUUGUGAGGAAUCUGUUAAAAGUUUAAGGCUUUGCUGAAAACUUAAUUCAUUCUCAGGAAUUUCAUAAAUAUUCUCCCCAGGUAAAUAAUUGAAAUAGUUGUAAAAUAAAUAGAUAGCUGCUGUUAAUAUAAUACAGUACAUUUUGGGGGACAUGUGUGGUUGGGGGAGUCCCUAAAAAUCAAAAUUUGCCAUUUCAUUUGGAUGAAUCACUUGAGGUAGUAACAAACAGAUUUUAUUAUAAAAUCAGAAGUUUUAAGAACAUAUACAUGGCAGAUUUUGAUUCUCUGCAUGCCCACCUUUUAUUACCAACCAAGUUUUUGUUUAAAUGAUUGGAUUGGAAAAAUGCUCUGACUUCCCCACAAAUGAAGCAUAGUUCUGGAACUUUCCUUAUCAGCUCAAGGGGUUCAUCUGUAUUGUAUCUGUGCAGUGUUAUCAUUGCUAUUUCUGCUCGGUUUCCUAAAAGGGAAGAAAAAGGGCUCAGUGGUGAUGAUCCUCAUGAAUGAGCUGUACAUCUGCAUUCUUGUUAGAAGCUGCUGUGAAAAGCAAUUUAUGUUUGUAGGGUUUUUAAGUUAGUAAGAAUGAAAAUGAUUGAGCUAAAACCCACUCUGUACUUACAGAGGGAAGAUGACAGAAAAGCAUGUGAUAUAUUGCUACCAAAAUUUUUCUUCCAAAUGAUUCAAUAAUUUGAUGAUUAUUUAAUAUAUAGUACUAUCAAGCAAUUCCUGGUACUUUGGACUUCCAUGGCUUGUUAUAUAAAAUUACAUUUUUACAUGUAAAAAUAAACUAAAAAGCAUCUAAUGAUAAACUAUAAAAAUAAAGUCAGAUCUGUGUUCUAAAAAUUAUUGAAUGACAUGAUAUUACAGGAUAUAAAAGUGGACAUUAAACGAUGGCCUUGCAUUAAAACAGAACAGUAAAUAUUCAAAUAUGUUCAAAAAGUCAAAAAAUUACCUAUAGCUCUACAAUAAAAAUAAAAUAUGGAAGUAGCUUGCUAUUUUUAUAUACAUUUCCAAAAUAUUAAGUUAACUUUCUGAACGACUAGAAUGAUUCUGUUUAAUUAAACAGCUGUUCUUUCCAACACAUUGCUACUUUUUUAAAUACUGUAUCAUAAGUUCAGCCUGUCUUAUUUUUUGCAUCCGUCAUUAUGGAUACCAGACCAGAUACUUUUGUUCUUCAGGUGUGGUUGAAGAACAAAAUGCUAAUUUACAUCUCUAGUAAAUACUGUUACAGGAUUCAUGAACUUGAAUAAUUAUACAGUUUGAAACUCUGAUGCUAUAUAUACAUGGUAUAAUGUACUCAGACUUUGGUUACUACAUAUUUAAAAUGGAACGUUUUAUGGUUGUGCAUACGGAUGUGAAGUGAAAAUAUUAGCCUUAACAUUAAAAUUUGGGUAUUUGAUAGUGUUUAUUUUGAUAUUGGUGAAUUAGUCACCAGUAAAAUUUUAAAAAGCACUUGGUUGAAAAUUGUACUUGAAUUACAUACAUGCAUGCUGCUAAACUAGAACUUUAAUUUUUUCCCCAUAACUUUUAUAAGUCCCGUUUAUAAACCCACUUUUAAAAAUAACAGGUCCAAGUUAGAGUGAUGUGUGUAUAUUAUUCAAAAAAAUGUACUGGUGUGAUACCUUGUAUGAAUGAUCAUUUAAAUACAGUACAUUACUGUAGAAGCUAAAUCAAUCUUUAUAAGCAAAGCAGAAAUUACAAAACUAGGAAUAAUCAACAUUGUAAGAUAUGUUAAUAAAAACCUACUGUCAUUUGGUUUGUGAAAGGUC